AAUGAAAGUCGUGUUGCCGUGUCACAUGACCUGCUUAUCCAAUAGAAUUGUCUAUAACCAUUGACUUCAGUCUUUCUCUUUGCAACGUGGUUUGGGGGAGAGCAGUUGGUUACUGAUUGUCUUUCGAAAUUCUUUUGAUACUACUUCUUAAAGAUGCCGGAAAAAAAGAAGGAAGUCCUCAGCUUUGCUGAAAGUUUUGGUCUCAGUGGUGCUGCAGCUAUCAUUUCAAAAACAGCUGCUGCUCCUAUCGAGAGAGUCAAGCUUUUAGUACAAAAUCAAGAUGAGAUGAUCAAACAAGGUCGUCUAACUGAGCCCUACAAAGGAGUUAUCGAUUGUACAGUCAAAACCUUCAGGUCGGAAGGUGUCCUCCCCUUCUGGAGAGGUAACUUGGCCAACUGUAUCCGAUACUUCCCAACUCAAGCCCUCAACUUUGCCUUCAAAGAUCAGAUCAAAAUAUUGUUCAAGCAGAAAAAAACAGAUCCCUACAUGGUCAACUUCUCAAAGAAUAUUGCAUCUGGUGGUACUGCUGGUGCCAUGUCCCUAUGCUUCGUCUACUCCCUGGAUUACGCCCGAACACGGUUAGCCAACGACGCCAAAUCUUCAGCUAAAGGAGGUGGAGAACGUCAAUUCAAUGGUCUUGUUGAUGUGUAUCGAAAGACCCUCAAAUCUGAUGGUUUUGUUGGACUUUACCGAGGUUUCGUUAUAUCAUGUGUUGGUAUCGUUGUAUACAGAGGGUUCUACUUUGGUCUUUACGAUACAUUGAAACCCAUUUUGUUAGGAGAUAAUGCUAGCCUUUUAUUUUCUUUCGCUCUGGGUUACACCGUCACAAUUACUAGCGGUUUGAUUUCCUACCCCAUUGAUACUAUCAGAAGAAGAAUGAUGAUGACAUCUGGACAAGCCGUGAAAUACAAGGGAUCCAUGGAUUGUGCUGUACAGAUUAUGAAGAAUGAAGGGUUCAUGUCCAUGAUGAAGGGAGCUGGAGCAAAUAUCCUGAGAGGUGUUGCUGGCGCUGGUGUAUUGGCUGGUUUCGAUAAAUUCAAGGAGGUAUACAUUUCAUGGAAAGUAGGAGCAAAGAAUUAGGAAAUUUUUGAUAAUAACUUUUAGCGAACCACUGUUUAAAGAAUUCAUCCUUAUAUAUAUAAUAACAUUUUGUUGGUGUGCAUGAAACGAGUGCUCAUGUGGCAAAAUAGAGAAAAGCUUUUGACCAAGAAGUUGUGAGAAAUUCUAAUAAUUUAUUUUAAUCACACACAACUGUUGAUUAUUUUAGAUGUAAUUUAUUCUGCUCUGUUAAAUUUAAUAUCUAAUGCAGUGUCGACUUGACUCUUUUUGUGUUAAUAUGUACAUCUUAAACACAUUUUAUUUAGAUGUAAAUUAUUCCAUUGUCAAUAGUGUAUGUAUAGUAAUAUGACAGACAGGAUAAUAUUUGUAUACAACAGCCAUAACAGGGGAUCAUUAUAUAUUUUGAACUAGUAAAACUAAUUGUUAAAUCGAAUGUAUUGUAUUAUUUGCAGUGCUCAGAGAUAUUAAAAAAGAGACUUAUGACUGA
Messenger RNA from Patella vulgata (common limpet), 1546 nucleotides. RefSeq lists its product as uncharacterized. Gene Ontology annotation, biological process: mitochondrial ADP transmembrane transport; mitochondrial ATP transmembrane transport. The transcript has 2 exons. Gene Ontology annotation, cellular component: mitochondrial inner membrane. Lineage: Eukaryota; Metazoa; Mollusca; Gastropoda; Patellidae. Bases 154 to 1080 code for a protein of 308 amino acids. The record is from RefSeq and is a predicted model, not a curated record. Gene Ontology annotation, molecular function: ATP:ADP antiporter activity.